AGCCAGGUUUUCUCGUUGUUGUUGCAUAAUACGUUGUCUGAAGUGCUGACUCUGCUCUUUGUGUAAGGCAAGGAUGGUUUGCUGUGCUGCAUAGGGAGUCAAUGUCAGGAAUGCGACGUUCCCCAUACCUGGGAAUGAGGAUUGCGCGGUUUCCUGCCCCCAACUUCGUCCUGACGGAGACGACUCCAUUCGCAAUGUUGAUGUUGUCGGCGUGUUGGUUGCCUGCGAACACCUUUGAAGUACAGGCUGCGGUAAUUGACCCCCGUACUCCGUACAGUCACAUCCGGGUCUUUUCGUUAGAUUGCCCGCUGAUUAGCCAUCAUGUUUCCGCGUGUUCUCGCAUGGAUGUCAUGGAUGUCGAUGGAUAAGGCUGGUGGGCGGAGUUCAUCUCCAGUGUGGAGAGAUGGGCCACAAUGCGAGAAAAAUGCCAGCAUCUGCCAGGUAGCCAGGUACCGAAAGGCGCUUGGCAGUGGCAUGCUGUGGAGGCGGGCAGAUCAUGGGG
This is a messenger RNA of Colletotrichum acutatum, 502 nucleotides long. RefSeq lists its product as uncharacterized. NCBI's taxonomy places the organism in Eukaryota, Fungi, Ascomycota, Sordariomycetes, Glomerellales, Glomerellaceae. Bases 102 to 368 code for a protein of 88 amino acids. The transcript has a single exon. The record is from RefSeq and is a predicted model, not a curated record.